Messenger RNA from Sardina pilchardus (European sardine), 4425 nucleotides. RefSeq names its product elongation factor like GTPase 1 (gene efl1). Gene Ontology annotation, molecular function: ribosome binding; GTPase activity; GTP binding. Lineage: Eukaryota; Metazoa; Chordata; Actinopteri; Clupeiformes; Clupeidae. The coding region runs from base 64 to 3537 and encodes 1157 amino acids. Gene Ontology annotation, cellular component: cytosol; ribonucleoprotein complex. Gene Ontology annotation, biological process: cytosolic ribosome assembly. The record is from RefSeq and is a predicted model, not a curated record. The transcript is spliced from 20 exons.
CUAAAGUUCAAGUUGUAUACCGUCACUUCCUGGGAAGCGAAAACAACGUGACGCUAGUGAACAAUGGGGCAUACGAGUUUGGAAAAAAUAAUUCAGUUGCAGAAGAAAACUGCCAACAUAAGAAACAUUUGUAUCUUAGCUCACGUAGAUCAUGGAAAAACUACUUUGGCAGAUUGUUUGGUUGCUAGCAAUGGCAUCAUAUCAAGCCGACUGGCAGGAAAGCUUAGGUAUAUGGACAGCAGAGAGGAUGAGCAGAUCAGGGGGAUAACCAUGAAGUCCAGCGCUAUUUCAUUACAAUAUGCUUCCGGUGACCAUGAAUACCUCAUCAACCUGAUUGACUCCCCGGGUCAUGUGGACUUCUCCUCAGAGGUGUCCACGGCAGUGAGGCUUUGUGAUGGCGCCAUCGUGGUGGUGGAUGCAGUGGAGGGAGUGUGUCCUCAGACUCAAGUAGUUUUACGGCAAGCUUGGCUGGAAAACAUCCGCCCUGUUCUAGUGAUCAAUAAAAUUGACAGACUCAUUGUGGAGUUGAAACUCACUGCGCAAGAAGCCUACCAACAUCUGAAGAAAAUAUUGGGACAGGUCAAUGCGGUGACCGGAUCCCUCUUCACGUCCAAAGUGCUGGAGGAGCGAGCGGAGAAGGAGAAGGAGAAGGAGGCCCAGCAGCCCGCGGUCAGCGAGAACAGCAGCGGGGAGCAGGUGUACGACUGGAGCGCCGGCUUGGAGGAGACUGACGACUCGCACCUCUACUUCUCGCCGGACCAAGGCAACGUGGUGUUUGCCAGCGCCAUAGAUGGAUGGGGCUUCUGUAUCCAUCAGUUUGCCCAGAUGUACAGUCAGAAAAUGGGCAUCCGCUCUGACGUGCUGCUCAAGACACUGUGGGGAGACUACUACCUCAACCUCAAAGCCAAGAGGAUCAUGAAGGGAGCUCAGGCCAAAGGGAAAAAGGCUCUUUUCGUACAGCUCGUCCUUGACAACAUCUGGAGUUUGUACGACGCUGUCGUCACAAGAAGAGACAAGGAGAAGGUGGAGAAGGUCGUGACCUCUCUCGGGGUGAAGGUGGCGGCUCGUGACCUCCGCCACUCGGACCCCAAAGUGCUCCUGAGCGCCAUCUGCAGCCAGUGGCUGCCACUGUCCCAGGCAGUGCUCUCCAUGGUGUGUGAGAAGCUGCCCAGCCCGCUGGACAUGGCGUCCGAGCGCGUGGAGAAGCUGAUGAGCGUGGGAGCGCGCCGCUUCGACUCGCUGCCCCAACAGACCCAGGAGCUCAAGAGAGCGUUCCUGGAGUGCUCGAACGAAGACGUGGCCCCGGUUAUUGUGUUUGUGUCGAAGAUGUUCGCCGUGGAUUCCAGGUCGCUGCCGCAGAACAAGCAGAGGCCAUUGACACAGGAGGAGAUUGCCCAGCGCCGAGAGCUGGCCAGACAGAGGCACGCUGAGAGGCUGGCAGCCAAUCAGGACGCAGAGAGCUCAGAGCCGGCCCACGCUGGUGCCACUGCACUGAGCGCUCCGUCUGCUGGGGAGAGCAUUACAGGUGGCGGAAACCUGUCGGCUCAGAUGGAGGCGCUGGAUGUGAAGGGCGUGCCGGCCGCCACUGGCCCCUCUGCUGAGGACGAGGGCCGAGAGCACUUUGUGGCGUUCGCCAGAGUGUACAGCGGCACGGUCCGCAGGGGUCAGAAAGUGUUUGUGCUCGGCCCCAAGUAUGACCCCACGCAGGCACUGAGGACGCUGCCAGAGGGCAGUUGGGCGGCCGAUCCCCUGCCUGCUGUGCCCCACCUGGCAUGCUGCAGUCUGGACAGCCUGUACCUGCUGAUGGGCCGCGAGCUGGAGGAGCUGGAACAGGUACCCUCAGGCAAUGUCCUCGGUAUCGGAGGGAUGGAGGACUUUAUCCUGAAGUCUGCCACGGUCUCCACCACCCCUGCCUGUCCUCCGUUCACCCCACUCAACUUCGAGGCCACCCCCAUAGUUCGAGUGGCCAUCGAGCCCAAGCACCCAAGUGAGAUGCCAAAGCUGGUGCGGGGGAUGAAGCUGCUGAACCAGGCGGACCCGUGUGCUGAGGUGCUGAUCCAGGAGACGGGGGAGCACGUGCUGGUCACCGCCGGAGAGGUGCACCUGCAGCGCUGCCUGGACGACCUCAGGGAGAGGUUUGCCAAGAUCGAGAUAAGUGCCUCCAAGCCCAUCAUCCCGUUCCGCGAGACGGUGAUCCGACCACCCAAAGUCGACAUGGUGAACGAGGAGAUGGGCAGGCAGCAGAAGGUGGCCGUCAUCCACCAGGUGAAAGAGGAGCUGGCCAAGAACCCCGAGGGGGUCCAGGUGGAUCCCACUGGCCUGGUCACGCUCACCACCCCCAACAAAAUGGCCACGAUCGGGGUGCGGGCCACGCCGCUUCCUGAGGAAGUCACUCGACUGCUGGAGGAGAACGGUGAGCUCAUCCGAACAAUGGAGCAGUUCAGCCUCGCCGUGAAGGAGGGCAAGGCCCUGGAGAUCAACCAGAAAACCUUGGAGUCCGUCCAGGCCUUCAAGGAGACGCUCGAGAGCCACCUGAAGGGGUGGAAGUGGCGCGACGCCGUGGAGCGCAUCUGGUCCUUCGGCCCCCGCCGCUACGGCCCCAACAUCCUGCUGAACGCCGUGGAGGGCUACCAGCGGCCGUCCGUGUGGCAGUACCUGGACCGGGACCGGACCCAGCCCCCCGCCGCGCUCCGCGACCACGACAACAGCAUCGUCAGCGGCUUCCAGCUGGCCACGCUGUCGGGGCCCAUGUGCGAGGAGCCGCUGAUGGGCGUCUGCUUCGCCGUGGAGAGGUGGGACUUGAAGGUGGCCGCCGCGCUGCCCUCUCGGCUGGACUCUGUGGACGAGAAGGAGGAGACGGAGGGGGAGGGGGACUCUCCGCAGUCCGUGCCCCCUGCCAAUGACUCCGUUGGCGAGCCGUCACGGAAGGAUGGCGCCGGCGAGCAGCGGGGGGCACCCGAGCCAGACGGCUCUUUGUCGGGCGGACACGGCGGCAGCAGACGGCGGCCAGACGCGCCAUCUUCGGUGGACUGCUACGGCCCGGUGUCGGGCCAGCUCAUCGCCGCCAUGAAGGAGGCGUGCCGCUACGCUUUCCAGGCCAGGCCCCAGCGCCUCAUGGCUGCCAUGUACACCUGCGACAUCAUGGCCUCCGCCGAGGUCUUGGGUCGUGUCUACGGCGUGCUGUCCAAGCGCGAGGGUCGCGUUCUCAGCGAGGAGAUGAAGGAGGGGACCGAGGUCUUCAUCAUUAACGCCGUGCUGCCUGUGGCCGAGAGCUUCGGCUUCGCCGACGAGAUCCGCAAGCGCACCAGCGGCCUGGCCAGCCCCCAGCUCAUGUUCAGCCACUGGGAGGUGAUCGGCAGCGACCCGUUCUGGGUUCCCACCACGGAGGAGGAGUACCUGCACUUCGGGGAGAAGGCCGACUCGGCCAACCAGGCGCUGAAGUACAUGAACGCCGUGCGUCGACGCAAGGGCCUCUACGUGGAGGAGAAGAUCGUGGAGCACGCGGAGAAACAGAGGACACUGAGCAAGAACAAAUGAUGCACUCCUUCACUCUCUCUCUCUCUCUCUCUCUCUCUCUCUCUCUCUCUCGCGUAUGCUCACUUCCCCCCAUUCCUUCCCAGUUGCCCUCAGUGGUCACAAAUCACAAACUUGCAGUUGGUCAGCCUGUUAUACCACCACCUCCACCUCCACCUCCACCUCCACUCCUGUGCCUGCGCCACUUGUCUGCCACAGCUGAGAGGGAACUCCCUCCUGGGUCGUUUCUCUCCCCCCAAAUCAGUCAGAGGUAUUUAUUUUAGAGAAACCAUCACGAUGAUAAUCAAAAAAGACACGGGGGCUUUGGCGUGGCGUUCCUAGCAGGUGAGUUCUAAUGGGAAAUGUUCCGGUUUAUACCUCCACAGCUUUCACAGGAAGUGGAGAAGGGCCGGUGGGGGGGGGGGUCUCGUCCCCACAGUCGCUUAUAUUAGAGAUUCUCCAUGGGCCAUAAAAGGGCAAUCUCAGAGCCCAACUGGUAAUGCCAUUCAUUGGGGAUAGUUUGCUUGAGAGAGCCGGUUACAGCCGUGCAUAAUUUUGAGGGGUGUCGUUCCUCUUAAAGCACACUUUGGAUUGGAGUGGAAUGGCUUUGAAAUGAAUUCUGCUGCCUCCCCAUUGAAUUUAAUUACACGCACCCUAAAGACCAGAAUUUAAUUUGGAAAAACACCAACAUGAUGAAAUUGGGAAAUUAUGGCUGUUUUAAUAGUUUUGGGGGGGACAAGAACCACACAGGCGUUUAUCGAGUAUUCCCCCUACUGUGUGGGUAGGUAACAUAGAAGGCAAUUCUCUGUUUCUCUCUGCAGUAGGCUGAUCAAAAGCGUAAAUAAAUUCACAUUUCUUUAUUUUAUUUUAUUUUAUUUUUUUCAGAAAGGUUUCUAAUAAAUGAAUACAACU